UUCGGCGCGCGCUUUACGCGUUGCUCAUCUCCACCGUGGCAUCCCUGUUUACCCUCAAGCCCUCAAAUGUGUGAUUCUGACCGCGGGAGCAGAAGAAGCGGAGGCCCUCUUCCUGUUAACAGCACACCUCAACGUGAGCGCGAGGAGAUAAAAUAACGACCCGUUGAAGCAGACCCAGUUAAGGUAAGUGGAAGUGGAGUGACGAUGUUUGCUGUUGACUGAAGUCGGCUCCACGAAACAAGAUGAAGAGGAGGCUGCUUCGGGGUUUCCUGUCGGAAGUUUCCAUCCGGCUGGCGCUGUUGCUCGUGUUCCUUGUGACGGAGCAGCUUUCUCCUUUCUACCGCGAGAUCCAGCCAGAGGAGAUGUGGUUGUAUAAAUUCCAUCGUGUGGAGAGAGACCACGUGCCCACCACUCUUAUGUUUAGUGUGGCGGUUUUCACUCCGCUGAUCGCCAUUCUGCUUUUCACCUUCAUGAAGACGACAGAGCGAGGAGACGCCAAGGAGGCCUUGCUGGCUGUGACUUUGACUCUAGUGCUGAACGGAGUCUUCACCAACGUCAUCAAGCUCGUCGUCGGCAGGCCGCGGCCCGACUUCUUCUAUCGCUGUUUCCCGGACGGUCAGAUGAACCUGGAGUUCCGCUGCAGCGGUGACCCAGAUGUGGUCACGGAGGGCAGGAAGAGCUUUCCCAGCGGGCACUCUUCCUUCGCCUUCGCAGGUCUGGGUUUCACGGCGCUGUACGUCGGGGGAAAGCUGCGGUGCUUCAGCGCCGGGGGGCAAGGCCGAGCGUGGCGGCUGUGCGCCUUCCUCACACCUCUGCUGGUGGCGGCCGUGAUCGCCCUCUCCAGAACCUGUGACUACAAACACCACUGGCAAGACGUGUUAGUGGGCUCUCUGCUGGGCCUUGCCUUCGCCUGGCUGUGCUACCGACAGCACUACCCUCCCCUUCAGGACCCCGACUGCCACAGACCACUGCGUCACAGGGAGACUGUUCCCGCCGCGCAGGAGCGCAAACUGGCCAACUCCAACUACAUCCUGCCCCGAUAGGGCGGCCCGAAGCGCCCCCGCUGUCAUACCGCCGGGUUACACGGCGCCCCCUUAUGGUUCUCUAAGGUUUUCACCCCUCCCCCCUGCUUGUUCUAUAUAUCUAUAUGAGAGAUAUAUACGUCAUAUUCCAUGUAAAAGGUAUUGGCAUUGGAUGACCUAGGAAAUGACGUGAUAUUUAGUAUUUUUCAUGAGUCCCUACACACACACACACACACGCACACCCUGACACCCUGUGUAUUGUGACUCUGGGUCACAUGAUGUUAACCCCCUGCAGCAGCUGAACAGGUUAACAGCACAACGUCUGCACUGACAGUCUACUGGCCUUCAAACACCGUGAGGCGCUCUCUCAUUCUGGGACACUUAUCUGCUGAUUAACUGCUUUUUUCAGAGGAAAAGAGCUUGGACGUCAGUUCAUUGUCGUUUGUUCCAAACUUUUUGGGGAACAGAGUUGGAGGACAACUUGUAGCAGAAAAUGAUUUUGUUGCGAUUAAUGGGCAGUGCUUUUUGAAAAUCGAUCAGUCUUUCAUCUGUUUGUUUAUUUAUCAACUAAUGACGCCAGAUGCUUGGUGGUGACGUCUUCUCAAAUGUGUAAAUGUGCUGCUUUUUUAUUGUGAAUUUGAUAUACAAGUGUUGGACAGAGGAGCAGUUUGAAGCUUUGAAUCCUUUUUCAUAAUUUACUGCCAUUUGCCAAACUAAAUUAUUAUUUAAUCAGUAAAUUUGAGAACUAAUCAAAAUAUUAAAUAACAAAUAAUGUCAUUUUCAGUUAAAACCUGAAAAAAUGCACGUUAAAGACUUUUUCACUGCAUCUCUGAGCUUUCUUUAGCAGAUGGCACUGGUUAAGAUGGGAUCACCUGAAUGUCAAACUCAUUUUUUUUCUUCAAUUUUACAUCAUGAAUUGUACUGUAAUAUCUAUAAAAUAAGUCAGUUUAAAUCAGUUUUUUAAAACUAAGCUAAACCGUCUGGGCACUGUAGUUUUGAGUUAACGUUACUCAACCAGCGGUAAAAAUGUCAUUUGUUUUAUUUGAUGUAGCAGCUCAUGAUUUCUGCAUCGCUUUGCUGUACAAGAAUAAUAUUCCCCCCACAUCGCCGCCAUUGCUCUAACUGGACGGCACAUCAGCUGAUGUGACUGUAAAGCCGAGCUAUUCACGGGGGGGGGGGUUAGCCUAACCCUUGGGCUCGCUGUGGCUCCCGGGACGACCCGUCUGGAGGGCAGCUGCUCGCGCGGGAGCCUCUGAAAGCUUCUCUUUCUGGUGAGCGCGGUCAGACUGGAACCCCACCAGGUGACGGAGCUCUCAGUACUCCUGGAGGUCCGCUUUUCUAUCCUGUUAGUAGUUGUAUUGGAACAAAAAAGUUUACUGCCAGUUUUCAUCCACUUUCUUUCAACAGAGUUAUCAGUUCUGAUUUGAUUUUUACUUAUUUCCUUUAUGGUCUUUUUUUAAUUUUAUUUUUCCCUCCUUAUUUAUUUUUUGGUUGUGUUUUGUAAGUUUUUUUUUGUUUUUGUUCUACAGGGUCUCUGUGAGUCGGACUGAAAGCAGCCGGAGGACUCUGUGCCUUUUGUUUACUACUUUGUUGGGUGUACGGAAUGAACUAUGCUGCACGUUACGGUUUAGGCAAACUUUUCUUUUGAAACCUUACAUUUUUCUUUGUGUUCGUCUCAUGUUUAAAUGAUGCAUGCUGCCUUCCUUUGCCUCCGAAAGCAACAGUACUUUCGUUAAUAUGGUUGCAGAUGGAGUCAAAUGAAGAUUUCUGGGUUGAAAAUAAAAGUCACAUCAAAGGGAGUAAAAUAAAUAUCUACAUUUUUCUUUUCUAUUUUAGCACAAUAGGAGACCAAUAAUAUCUUAAUUGACUUGGUCAUUCAUGAGAUGAUGUACAGGUCUAAGUGUAUUCAGUCUUGGCAUGUAGGAGUUUACUUGAAUUUUGACUAUUUCUCUGUUUAUGUUAAAUGUGGUCAUGUUAUUUAAUGCAAAUAGGAAUCAUAUUCAUUGGCACUUGGUUUUCUAGUGGGCUAUAUCAAACACAAAAUAAAUGUCCCUUAGAAAGUC
Pungitius pungitius (ninespine stickleback) is the source of this 3085-nucleotide messenger RNA. It is a transcript of the gene plpp5, whose product is annotated as phospholipid phosphatase 5. The record is from RefSeq and is a predicted model, not a curated record. The transcript has 8 exons. NCBI's taxonomy places the organism in Eukaryota, Metazoa, Chordata, Actinopteri, Perciformes, Gasterosteidae. Gene Ontology annotation, molecular function: phosphatidate phosphatase activity. Gene Ontology annotation, biological process: phospholipid dephosphorylation; phospholipid metabolic process. The coding region runs from base 243 to 1043 and encodes 266 amino acids.